Hipposideros armiger (great roundleaf bat) is the source of this 1322-nucleotide messenger RNA. It is a transcript of the gene NNAT, whose product is annotated as neuronatin. Gene Ontology annotation, biological process: brain development; positive regulation of insulin secretion. Gene Ontology annotation, cellular component: cytoplasm. The record is from RefSeq and is a predicted model, not a curated record. Lineage: Eukaryota; Metazoa; Chordata; Mammalia; Chiroptera; Hipposideridae. The coding region runs from base 148 to 390 and encodes 80 amino acids. The transcript is spliced from 3 exons.
UGGAGUGGUAGGUGGAUACUUAAGGCGCGGCAACCGCGGUUGCGGCAGUGCGCCCAACAGCGGACUCCGAGAGACUAGCGGACCUCGGCGAACCCGCGGCCUUCGGCAGCACUCGCUCUCAACCACCUGCCCAGCAUUCUCGGAACCAUGGCGGCAGUGGCGGCAGCCUCGGCUGAACUCCUCAUCAUCGGCUGGUACAUUUUCCGCGUGCUGCUGCAGGUGUUCCUGGAAUGCUGCAUUUACUGGGUAGGAUUCGCUUUUCGAAAUCCUCCAGGGACCCAGCCCAUUGCAAGAAGUGAGGUGUUCAGGUACUCCCUGCAGAAGCUGGCAUACACCGUGUCGAGGACCGGGCGGCAGGUGUUGGGAGAGCGCCGGCGAGCCCCCAACUGAGGCCCCAGCCCCCAGCCCUGGGCGGCCUUGUCACCAGGUGCUCCUGUGCAUCUCGCCCAGCACAGGAGCCAGUGCCGCGCAGGAAUGGGGGGUCCCCUGUGCUCUCUCGCCAGAGGAGCACUUGCCAAGGUCAGUGAGGGGCUGGUAGGCCCCCGGAGAAGCAGCACCGGCAAUGAAGACAAUACCAGAUCCUUUCCCAGCCCCUUUGCACCCCUCCCACUGCGUGGUAGGGUGGGGGGUGGGGGGUGCGGGGAGCAGACCUCUGAGAUUUGGGCAUAGGCAUUCUGAUCUGGACCAAGUCGGGACAGGGACAUCUCAGCCCCACAGCCACGGCCAUGCCAGCGGGACCCACCACAGAGAUGAAGACAACCAUACCAGCCAGCAGAAUGGACAUUCCAUCAUCACCAGCCAGUAGCCCUGAAUCUCCGAACAGCAGACAAGGCACCAACUUCGUGCCUCUGUGGCGGGACUGGAGGGCGUUGGUGAAGGAGGAGGAGGGUUAAGAAAUAGAGGGGGGCCCUCUCAGGGUCCCUUGCCACCGCACGCACGUGCAUUCCAGCCUUGCUGCCUUUGCUCCCUCAAUUCCCCCUUCCCCCUCACUGCCCCCCAAGCACACCCCACCUGAAAGAAAUGUGUCACUCAAUUCGGAACUAUUCAACAAGUAGACGAAUCCCAUCUUUACCAAAACACCUUCUCUGAGCCCCCAGCCCCUCACUGAUCUUGCUUUUCCCUGGUCUCACGCAAUUGUGGUCAAUAUUGUGGUAAUCGCUAAUUGUACUGAUUGUAUAAGUGUGCAUUAUUAGUUGUGUUUCCCCAGCUAGAUUGUAAGCUCCUGGAGGACAGGGACCACCUCUACAAAAAAUAAAAAACCAGUACCCCCCCUGUCUCGCAGUGUCCCAGGACCCUGUGGGGCGGUGGAGGCACACCAAAAA